GGUACGGUUCGCCAAUUUAUUGACUCCGAGGAAAAAAACUUGCAACUAUUCGAAGAUUUUUCAAGGUCUUGACGCUCAUACUAUUACUAUCAAAACAUGGCUUCUUCUAGCAAAAGUAAAGUUCCCAAAGUUGCGAAGGUCAAAAACAAAAUGCCAGCAGAGGUGCAGAUUACUGCGGAACAGAUCCUCAGGGAGGCCAAGGAAAGAGAACUGGAGUUGGUUCCUCCUCCUCCAAAGCAAAAGAUCACAGACCCAGAUGAACUGCAAGAAUACAGACUGAGAAAGAGGAAAGAAUUUGAGGAUAACAUCCGCAAAAACCGUUCCAUGGUCGGAAACUGGAUCAAAUAUGCCAAGUGGGAAGAGAGUCAGAAUGAAAUUGCUCGAGCAAGAUCAAUUUGGGAAAGAGCUUUGGAUGUGGAGCACAGAAAUGUCACAAUCUGGUUGAAAUAUGCAGAGAUGGAAAUGAAACACAAACAGAUCAACCAUUCUCGUAACAUCUGGGAUCGAGCCAUCACGAUCCUACCUCGCGUCAAUCAGUUCUGGUAUAAGUACACCUACAUGGAGGAGCUUGUGGGUAAUGUGGGCGGAGCUAGACAGGUGUUUGAACGAUGGAUGCAGUGGGAACCCGAAGAACAAGCCUGGUUCUCGUACAUCAAGAUGGAGCUGAGAUACAAGGAGACGGAACGUGCGAGAGCGAUUUAUGAAAGAUUUGUCUAUGUCCAUCCCGAGGUGAAGAACUGGAUCAAAUUUGCUGGAUUUGAAGAAUCCCACAACUACAUCAGCCUGGCUAGGGGUGUCUAUGAGAGGGCUGUAGCGUUCUAUGAAGAUCACAUGGACGAGAAACUCUACAUAGCAUUUGCAAAGUUUGAAGAGAGACAGAAAGAACAUGAAAGAGCGAAGGUGAUCUACAAGUAUGCACUGGACAACAUGGAUAAGGAGCAUGCCCAAGAACUCUUUAAGAACUACACCAUCCAUGAGAAGAGAUACGGAGACAGGGCUGGUAUAGAGGACGUCAUUAUCAGCAAGAGAAGGUUUCAAUAUGAAGAAGAGGUGAAAACCAACCCUCACAACUACGAUGCAUGGUUUGACUACUUGCGUCUGAUGGAGACUGACGGUGACAUUGAGACAGUGAGAGAUCUGUAUGAGAGAGCUAUCGCUAACAUUCCACCUGCUCAGGAGAAGAGAUUAUGGAGGAGAUAUAUCUAUCUCUGGAUCAACUACGCCCUCUACGAAGAAUUAGAAGUCAGGGAUUUGGAAAAGACGCGUGAAGUUUACAAGGCGUGCCUGGACCUGAUCCCUCAUAAGAAGUUUACAUUCGCCAAGAUGUGGGUGCUGAUGGCUCAGUAUGAAGUCAGACAGAAAGAACUUCAGAAAGCAAGGAGAGUCAUGGGUACAGCAAUUGGAAAGUGCCCAAAAGACAAGUUGUUCAAGUCAUACAUUGAGAUGGAGCUUCAGCUUAGAGAGUUUGAUCGGUGUAGGGUUCUAUAUGAGAAGUUCUUGGAAUUCAACCCUGCCAACUGCACUACAUGGAUGAAGUAUGCAGAGUUGGAGACUAUUCUUGGAGAUAUCGAGAGGUCAAGAGCCAUCUAUGAACUUGCCAUUUGUCAACCUAGACUUGACAUGCCAGAGGUUUUGUGGAAGUCUUUCAUUGACUUCGAAGUGGAGCAAGAAGAGUGGGAUAACGCAAGGAGUCUGUACAGAAGACUACUAGAAAGGACACAACAUGUCAAGGUCUGGAUAAGCUUUGCUAAGUGUGAGCUGUCUGUCGGAUCGGGUGAUUGUGUGUUGAGAUCAAGGCAGAUCUAUGAGGAAGCAAACAAGGCAUUGAAACAUGUAGAGGAGAAAGAGGAGAGGCUGAUGUUACUGGAGGCUUGGCAGGAAUUUGAGAAUGAAUUUGGAGAUGAUGAGAGUGUAGCCAAGGUUCAAGAACAGAUGCCAAACAAGGUCAAGAAGAGGAGAAAGAUCCAGACAGAAGAUGGGUCGGAUGCAGGAUGGGAGGAGUACUACGACUACAUCUUCCCCUCAGACGAAACAAACCAAUCCAACCUCAAGCUGCUCGCUAUGGCUAAGAUGUGGAAACAGAAGAUGGCUGAAACCAAUGACAACUCAUGAGAAACCCAUGUUGAUAACCAAUGACCCUCAAGGUCAAUCAGAAAGUCGCUCUCUCAAGGUUGCUUACAAGGUCAUUCAGAAAGUCGCUUAGAUACCUAUGCAGGAGUACCUGUGCAACAUGAAAAUACAGG
This is a messenger RNA of Lytechinus variegatus (green sea urchin), 2243 nucleotides long. It is a transcript of the gene crnkl1, whose product is annotated as crooked neck-like protein 1. The coding region runs from base 97 to 2112 and encodes 671 amino acids. Lineage: Eukaryota; Metazoa; Echinodermata; Echinoidea; Temnopleuroida; Toxopneustidae. The transcript is spliced from 14 exons. The record is from RefSeq and is a predicted model, not a curated record. Gene Ontology annotation, biological process: spliceosomal complex assembly; mRNA splicing, via spliceosome. Gene Ontology annotation, molecular function: protein binding. Gene Ontology annotation, cellular component: post-mRNA release spliceosomal complex; precatalytic spliceosome; U2-type catalytic step 2 spliceosome.